Molecule: messenger RNA, 2434 nt
Organism: Cinclus cinclus
Lineage: Eukaryota; Metazoa; Chordata; Aves; Passeriformes; Cinclidae
Gene: GHDC
Product: GH3 domain containing
Exons: 7
Coding region: 146-1819 (557 amino acids)
Cellular component (GO): cytoplasm
Molecular function (GO): acid-amino acid ligase activity
Source: RefSeq, a predicted model, not a curated record
GCGAAAAUGAAAAUAAAAGUAAAGCGGGGGGGGGCGGUGCCGGGCGCGAUAAUUCUCCGUCAUUUCUGCCCGAGGCGGAAUAGCCGGGUGGGCGAGGAGGGUCCGGAACCGGGUCCCUGCCCUGGGGUGGUGUCCGCGUUCCGCGAUGCUGCCGGCGGUGGUGGCCGUGGCCGUAGCUGUGGCCGUGGCCGUGGCUGUCCCUGCGCUGCGGCACCGCCUGGUCCGUUCUGCGCUGCGCCGCGCCGGGGGCCGGUACCGACGGCGUCUGGAGGCUCUGGGCAGCGACGUGCGGCUGAGCCAGGAGCGGCGGCUGCGGCGCCUGCUGGGCACCGGCACCGGGACGGCCGGCGGUGGGCGCGGGGCUGCGGCACGGGUGGCGGGAAGGGGUCGGUCCCAUGGUUGCCCUUCACAGCUUGUGCCUCUCCCGGCAGUCUCGGAAGAGUUCCAGGAGCGGCAUCCCCUGGGGCAGCCCUGUCGGGACGAAGCACCCGGGAAUGCGGUUCUCCCGCUGCGUCUCUGGGCUUUGCUCCCCGGCUGCUGGGACACCGACCCUCGGCUGCAGGGGGCCCUGCUCUACCUGGAUGCCCUCGGCGCCACCUUUCCACGGGCACUGGCCCGCCGGGGCACGGCCCUGCUGCACUGGACCCCUGGCUGUCCCCGCGCCCCGGCGGGGUGGCCGCUGCCCACCCUGUACUGCACCCCGGCCGCCGCGGGCACCCUGCCCUCGAGGGCCGCUGCGCUGCGGGUGCAGCUGCUCUUUGCCCUGCGGCAGCGUGCGCUGCAUGUGCUGGAGGCCGGGUUGGCAGCUGAGCUGCACGACGCGCUGGUGGCCCUGCACACUGAAUGGCCCCAGCUGGCCCAGGAGCUGGCGCUGGGCAGGCUGAGCCCCCAGCCCGGGCUGCCCGAGGGGGUGCGGGACCAGCUGCAGGCACUGCUGACCCCUGAUGCUGCCCGGGCAGCCGAGCUUCGCGCUGAGUGUGCCCGUGGCUUCGAGGGCAUCCUGUUGCGUCUGUGGCCGCAGCUGGAGGUGGUGGUGGUGAGGACGGCGCAUGGCGCGGAGCGGCUCUACUGCGACUCCCUCCGCCACGCUGACUGCCAGGGGCUGCCCUUCUACUGCCCCUUCUACCAGGCAGCAGGAGCCCUGCUUGGUGUAAACCUGUGGCCAGCAGAGCCAGCACCCCGAUUCCUGCUGUGCCCUGACUGGGCUUUCUGUGAGUUCCUGCCCUGCCUGGCCAGCAAGGAGCCACAUACAGUGCUGCUGGAUGAGCUCUGGGAGGGACGCGAGUAUGGGCUGGUUGUGACAGCUCAGCCAGGAGAGUACAGGUGCCGUACUGGGGAGGUGCUGAAGGUGACUGGCUUCCACAAGCAAUGUCCCAUGGUGGAACCUGUGCGCAGAGAGAGCCAGACGCUGAGUGUGCGAGGUGAGAACAUCCCUGAGGAACAGUUCUGCCAGAGCCUGUGCCGUACCCUGAGGACAUGGCCAGGUGCUCGCCUGAUUGACUAUGUCUGUGUGGAGAGCAGCCUGCUGGGUGAUUCUUCGGGGCCCUGUGCCCCCCACUAUGAGGUGUUCAUGGAGCUGCAGGGUCUGCGGGACCUGUCAGAGGGGCAGCGCUACAAGCUGGACCAGUGUCUCCAGGAGGAUUUCCCCAUCUACAAAUCCUUCCGCUUCAAGGGCAGCAUUGGGCCCCUGUGCCUGCACCUGGUGAGGCCUGCGACCUUCACCCAGCUGCGGGAAGCACUGGGCUCCCCCAGGCCCAUGCCCAGGGUCCUGCGUGAAGGGCAUCUGCUGCAGCUCAUCCAGGGAUCAGUCAUCUCGUAGGGCAGCCUAGGGGUCCUGCAUCCCUUCCACCCUGGGGCUCACUUGGUGUGCUCCCUCUGAGGAGGGGCCAUGUCCCUGGGGUGGGAGGGUGUGGGGACAAGGGUGCUCAGCCCCAAAGGUUUGGCUGAGUGGAGCAAAUGGAGACAGUGAGCUUGUGGAGUGCCAUGAUCCAUGGCAGCUGCAGACACUGGUGGGUACCAUCCAGUGCUGCUGUGGAGAUGGAGCAAGAGCUUGGGAGCAUCACAGGGCAGUGGGAUCCUGCAGCUGCAGGACCCCCUCACUCAAUGCCUUGGCAGCACCUGCAGCCACAGUGGAGUGGGUGCCUGUGCCUUUCCCAAGGGAUACAGUGUGCAUCACAACCCAUGGCUGAGGCAGAGGGCUCAAUGGAAACCUCUGCGUGAGCAAGAGGAGCAGAAGAGCCGUGGCUCAUCACUGAGCGCUGGGGCCCUGUGGCAUUUUGUCUCCUGGCAGGGACACUGCAGGCAGAGCUCAGGUGGCUGGUGGUGGCAGGUGCCACAGAGCAGCCCCAGCUGGGCUUCAGUGCACAUCCACUGAUUUAAGAAUAAGCACCAGUGAGGGCUGCUUUUAAUGUUUUAAAAACCAAAUGCAAAAUAA